GCACUUGACAAUUAUGGCGCGAAGCAUGCUGCUGGGGCAAAGUUCCUUCUUACAGUGGCGUCCCCCGCUGAUCCGCAAAAGAUCAGUACUCUUCAUCUUAGAGACAUGGACCCCUAUUUGGACUUCUGGAAUCUUAUGACUUACGACUACGCAGGAGGUACCUUUUCGGAGUACACUGGGCAUCAGGCAAAUAUAUUCAAGAGUAGCUCUAACCAGCAGUCCACGCCAUUUAAUACCCAAGAGGCAAUCGACAGCUAUCUUAAUGGAGGAGUGAUAGCGAGCAAAAUUGUUCUGGGUAUGCCUCUUUAUGGCCGGGCGUUCGUGAAUACUUUGGGACCUGGCAAACCCUUUUCUGGCAUAGGAGAAGGUAGCUGGGAGGAUGGUGUCUGGGACUAUAAGGCGCUGCCGCGGCCAGGGGCCGAAGAACACACAGACGCCAAUAUAAUAGCCAGCUACAGUUACGAUUCAGAGCGGACCUUUAUCAGCUACGAUAACCCUCUGGUUACAGAGUUCAAAGCGGAAUACAUCAGGCUAAACGGGCUCGGAGGUGCCAUGUAG
This is a messenger RNA of Aspergillus thermomutatus, 558 nucleotides long. RefSeq names its product Endochitinase B1. The transcript is spliced from 2 exons. The annotation marks the transcript as partial. Gene Ontology annotation, biological process: carbohydrate metabolic process; chitin catabolic process. NCBI's taxonomy places the organism in Eukaryota, Fungi, Ascomycota, Eurotiomycetes, Eurotiales, Aspergillaceae. The record is from RefSeq and is a predicted model, not a curated record. Gene Ontology annotation, cellular component: extracellular region. Gene Ontology annotation, molecular function: chitinase activity; chitin binding.